This is a messenger RNA of Dendroctonus ponderosae (mountain pine beetle), 1688 nucleotides long. RefSeq names its product cytoplasmic dynein 1 light intermediate chain 2 (gene Dlic). Lineage: Eukaryota; Metazoa; Arthropoda; Insecta; Coleoptera; Curculionidae. Gene Ontology annotation, biological process: microtubule cytoskeleton organization; microtubule-based movement. Gene Ontology annotation, molecular function: dynein heavy chain binding. The transcript is spliced from 8 exons. Gene Ontology annotation, cellular component: centrosome; cytoplasmic dynein complex. The record is from RefSeq and is a predicted model, not a curated record. Bases 112 to 1542 code for a protein of 476 amino acids.
UCAUGACAGAAUUCACCAGCCCCUUAACUGUCACACGCUGUCACCUCACUGUUUGAGAGAAAAAGAAAACAAUUAAAAUAGUGAUUUUUCAGCAGUGAAAAGCCUUUAACGAUGGCGCUUACCAAUGAAGAACCGGAUAACUCAAGUGCGGGCACCGACGAGACCGUUAACCUGUGGCAGAGCAUUCUGAACGACGUUCAGAAACAUGGAAAUCCCAAACUGAACCCCAACAAGCAGAUAGUGGUUUUGGGGAACAACGAGAGCGGAAAAACCACCAUGGUGGCAAAGCUGCAAGGGAUUGACAAUUCCAGCAAGGGGUCAGGGCUGGAAUAUGCCUACAUCAAUGUAAGGGAUGAUUAUCGCGACGACCACACCCGUUUGAGCGUUUGGGUUCUGGAUGGCGAUCCGUCCCAUGUGGAUCUUCUGAAGUUUGCUCUCAACGAGGAAAACUUCCAGGACACUUUGGUGAUAUUGACUGUGUCAAUGAGCACUCCUUGGGGCAUUUUGGAGCAGCUGCAGCAUUGGUCGUCGGUUCUGGCCGAUCACUUGGACAAGCUGAAGCUGGACAUCGAUGUCAGGCGGAACAGGCGCCAUUUGAUGGUCAAAAAAUGGCAGGAAUACAUUGAGCCUGGGGAUGAAUUGGAGCCAGCCUCUCCAAUGAAGCGAAGCUCGCGCAACCUGGGCGAUGAAGACAACGAAGACGUCGAUCUGAGCACCUUGUCAGAGGGAACACUGACCAGCAAUCUGGGCCUGGAUAUUGUGGUGGUUGUCACCAAGACGGACUACAUCCAGACGCUGGAAAAGGAGCACGAUUACAGGGAUGAGCAUUUGGAUUUCAUGCAACAGUGGAUCAGGCGGUUCUGCUUGCAGCAUGGGGCUGCUUUGUUCUACACCAGCGCAAAGGAGGAUAAGAAUUGCGACUUGCUUUACAAGUAUCUGACCCAUCGAAUCUACGGGUUUCCAUUCCAGACGCCCGCGCUGGUCGUGGAAAAGGACGCCGUCUUCAUCCCGGCCGGCUGGGAGAAUAUGAAGAAGAUCAGCAUCCUGCAUGAAAACAUGCAUUCGUGCAAACCAGACGAUUACUAUCGCGAUGUCAUUGUCCAGCCGACUACAAGAAAGACAGUGAAUCGAGAAAGUGAGCUAGUGGCGGAGGACGAACAGGUCUUCCUAGCCCUGCUUCAACAGCACUCGUUUGGAGGCGCGAGUCCUGCAAGUAACAGGCUGAGCGAUGGGCCAAUGAGAAGUCCCAUAGCCGGAAUUCAGGCUUCGCCUCGAAAACUGGACGGCUCGAAAGUGGUGAAUUCGCCGGGAGGCGAGGGCGUUCUGGCCAAUUUCUUCAACUCGCUGCUGCAUAAGAAAACCGGUAGCCCCAACACAUCGUUGGUGAAUAAAACAGGGUCUGAGUCGCUAACGGACAAAGCUCUGAUGCGCUCAGACGCCCAGGCUGAACUGGACAAGUUGGCCAGGAAAAAGCUGGCUCCGCCUAGUGCGGGCAGCACUCCCAACACCAGCAGUGUCGACUUUGAUGCUUCCGACUGCUGAACUGGUUCAAUCCUUCAAGUUUCUUGCUAAUACUGCAAGCCAGUUCGAGCGAUUUUUCUGAUUACUUUACGCUGAUUCUCUAGUAACGCUUCAUUUCUGUGAUAGGCUUAAUCCUUCAAUUUUCUUUAAAUAAAUUAUUAAUUCCC